Talaromyces stipitatus ATCC 10500 is the source of this 2875-nucleotide messenger RNA. RefSeq names its product taf5, putative. Bases 20 to 2875 code for a protein of 951 amino acids. The transcript has 4 exons. The record is from RefSeq and is a predicted model, not a curated record. Gene Ontology annotation, molecular function: protein binding; catalytic activity. NCBI's taxonomy places the organism in Eukaryota, Fungi, Ascomycota, Eurotiomycetes, Eurotiales, Trichocomaceae. Gene Ontology annotation, biological process: nucleoside metabolic process.
GAUCUGGGUUCCACCAGGGAUGGGAGAUCCCAACAAAUACACCAUUGGAUGGAUUUGCGCCAUCACUACAGAAUAUGUUGCCGCAAAAGCCUUUCUGGACAAAGAGCAUGAAAGCCUGGAGUAUGGAUCUGUCAACGAUAACAACAUUUACACACUGGGUGAGAUGGGGAAGCACAACGUGGUGAUCGCUCAGCUGCCAAAGGGGGGGUAUGGGAUCGCGGCUGCAGCCAGUGUCGCACGAGAUAUGGUACGCACCUUUCCCAACAUCAGGAUCGGCCUUAUGGUCGGCAUCGGUGGUGCACCUAGUAAAAAGCAUGAUAUCCGACUCGGCGAUGUUGUGGUGAGCGCACCCAAAAAUGGAAAGGGCGGUCUAUUUCAGUAUGAUUUUGGGAAAACAAUACAAGAUCAGGAAUUCCGAACCACAGGUUUCUUAGACCAACCUCCUGGCCUGCUUCGUGCCGCAAUGGGUGGCAUUGAAGCUGAGUAUGAAGUGGAAGGCCAUCAGCUUGAUGAAACUAUUAAUACCGUGCUUGAGAAGCGGCCAAGACUGCAGAGAAAGUACAAGCAACCAGAUUUCAGUAGUGAUCGAUUAUAUCAAUCACACAUUGUGCAUCCUCCCAAUGACGAAAGGAGUUGUGCAGUAGUGUGUGGAGAUGACGAAUCGAAGUUGAUCGUGCGGCCUGACCAAAGUGACGAAGAGGAUAACCCAGCGAUCCAUUAUGGCUUGAUUGCGUCUGCGAACCAGCUGAUGAGAAAUGCCUUGGUUCGAGACAGGCUUUCUGCUGAGAAUGAUGUUCUCUACUUCGAAAUGGAAGCUGCAGGACUGAUGAACUAUUUCCCGUGUGUUGUUAUACGUUAUACGGGGUAUCUGCGACUACUCCGACUCACAAGAAUAAAGAAUGGCAAGGAUAUGCUGCAGUGGCUGCAGCUGCCUACACUAAAGACCUCCUCUCUCGCAUUCCGCCAAAUAAGGUUGAAGUGGAUAAGAGGAUCAGUGAUGUACUUUCUUCGGUGUGGCUAUGCUCUUUACCACCAUUUGCGCCAGCUCUUGGUCAAGAUUCCGUCCCUGGUCGCUCACAUUGAAAUGGUAAUUGAUGCCGAUCCCAAUAUAUCUGACAAAUCGAUAGGGGAGCAGUUUGAGAAGCUGAUCUAUCUACCUCUAUCCCAGGUUUGGGAUCAUCUCUCCCAAGCCCCGAAACUCAUUAUAGUGAUUGAUGCCUUGGAUGAAUGUGCGCAGGAUGGAGACAAUCUUCUUCGCCUUUUAUCACAAACAAUAAAUAAAUGGUCACCGAGCCUACAAAUAUUUAUCACGAGCAGACCGGAGCAGCAAAUUCGAUCUGGAUUUACGGAUGUACCUGAAGGCGUACGUGAGAAUAUAGAGCUUCAUGAAAUACCUCAGCCUAUCAUUAAAUACAGAUUUGCGCAAAUCCAGGAGAAGUAUACGAAAGAUGGCCGGUCACUUCCUUUUAACUGGCCUGGCCUAGAGUCGAUGUCAGUGUUGGUUGAAAUGGCUGUUCCGCUCUUCAUUUUUGCUGCUACCCUGUGCCGAUUUGUGGAAGAUCCAGCGUGGUCGGACCCGAAAGGCCAGCUGAAAAAGGUUCUUGAAUAUCGAAAAGGUCACUCCGAGAUGGAUACGCUGGAUGCCACUUACUCUCCAAUUCUACAUCAGCUGAUCCAUGGACAGUCAAAAAGGGCACAAAGAUUACUGAUGGAGAGAUUCCGAACCAUUGUAGGCACAAUUUUUCACCUGGCUGAGCCGCUUUCACUGUCAUCUCUGGCCUCGUUACUUGACAUCGACAGCGAACAGAUUAAGGGGCAGCUCUCAUCUCUUCACUCUGUACUGAGUGUGCCAUCCUCUGUGGACUCUCCGAUAAGGAUGUUGCACGUCUCAUUCCGUGAUUUCCUCGUCGAUCCUGACAAACGUCACGCAAACUCAUUCUGGGUGGAUGAGACGGAAGCUCACAAGAUAAUCACGGCCAAAUGCCUUGAACGAAUGUCCCAACCAGGGUGUCUUCAGGAAAAUAUAUGCAAUCUGCGGAAUCACGGAACGUUGCGAGCUGAGAUCGAUGGAAGAAAUGAUACAGAUAUGGAAAUUUCCGGAUUUCUUAUUGACGCAAUGCGCUUUAUCCGAAAACACAUCUCUAUAAUUGACUGUGCACCUCUUCAACUUUAUUCAUCUGCGCUUAUUUUCAGCCCUAUAACAAGUAAGAUUAGGAAUAUUCAUAUCAAUAAACUUCAUUAUUGGAUUCAAAAAUUUCCCGAAGUCGAAUCAGCUUGGAGUGCAGAGUUGCAGACCCUUGAAGGCGACUCUGGUCCGGUUUACGCAGUGGCGUUCUCACCAAACGGUAGACUUCUGGCCUCCAGCUCCAACGACAAGACAGUUAAACUGUGGGAUGCAGCUACUAAAAGCCUACAGCAGACCCUUGAAGGCCACUCUGAUUCGGUUGGUGCAGUGACGUUCUCACCAGACGGUAGACUAGUGGCCUCCUGCUCUGAUGACAAAACAAUCAAGCUGUGGGAUGCAGAUACUGGGAGCCUGCAGCAGACCCUUGAAGGCCACUCAGAUUGGAUUCGUGCAGUGGCGUUCUCACCAGAUGGUAGACUAGUGGCCUCCGGCUCCAGGGACAAGACAGUCAAGCUGUGGGAUCCAACUACCGGAAGCCUACAGCAGACCCUUGAUGACCGCCCUGUUUGGGCCCGCGCAGCGAUGUUCUCGCCAGAAGGUUAUAACAGCAUACUAGUGAAGAACGAUGAGUGGGUGACUCGAAAUGAUGCUAAUAUUAUUUGGUUGCCUGCAGAGUAUCGAACAACACGUUCUACCACCUAUGAGAGCAUGCUUGCUAUGGGACAUGCUUCAGGUCGAGUUACUUUUUGA